Coffea arabica (coffee) is the source of this 9680-nucleotide messenger RNA. Lineage: Eukaryota; Viridiplantae; Streptophyta; Magnoliopsida; Gentianales; Rubiaceae. The record is from RefSeq and is a predicted model, not a curated record.
GACGUCACUCUAAUUUACUCAAGCACAAAAGACACAAGGAGCCUUCAAAACGCGCAAGACUCAUAUACCAUCACACCCCAAAGAAGUUGAAGAAGAUAUUUAUGCUUUUCUGCAGGAGCUAGAGCUCAUUUCAUGUUCUUCAGUUCGAUCCGGAGCCUAGUUUUAUGUAAUUUAUGCUUUUCCCACGGAUCGAGCAUGUAGAUUCAGCUCAAUAUUCGCGUUCUCGACCCUAAUCAGUUUGAGUGAAAUGGCGAAUCCACCUAAUGUGGAGCUGGAAGCGGCAAAAUUCUUGCAUAAACUUAUUCAAGACUCUACAGAUGAGCCAACAAAGCUGGCAACAAAGCUUUAUGUGAUUUUGCAACACAUGAAAUCUAGUGGGAAGGAGAAUUCAAUGCCCUACCAAGUAAUAUCAAGGGCCAUGGAGACUGUGAUUAAGCAAAAUGGCCUUGACAUUGAAGCUUUAAUGUCAUCAAGGCUCCCUCUCGCUGCUGGACCACAAGCAGGAGAAUCUGGAUCAUCCCAUGUUGCAGGUUCUUCACAGAGGACGGGGGUUAUAAAGGACCCCAAGUCAAGCUUGACUGCAAAUGAGAUGUCUAAAACUGAUUCCUAUAGCUCAGGCGUGUCGCUUGUUGGUCCAACUGCUGCUGGGCAUGAUAUAUAUCAAGGAUCAGCCAAUAUGAUGGGUGGAGCUGGCAAGGUACGUGGACUGACACCUGGUGCUACUGCUUCAUAUCAGCCAGUAGAAGCAGGGAUGUCAGUACCUAUGCAGUUUGCAAGUUCUUCAUUUGCUAAUCAGGGUUUUGCUGCAAAGAUGAAUAAGGAUGGAAUGGAAGCUUUUGCAGCUGCACCAUCAAUGGAUCUUUAUGCAGGCAAGAACAUUGCUGGAAAGAUAAUGGAACAUGAAGGAACCAGUCUACCUAUUCCUAAUAAGUUAAAUCAGGGGGCAAUUCCAAGUAACGUUCCAGAAACAAGUAUGAUACCAAGUUCAGCUUUAAGAGAUACUGGAAAAUCUCCUGUUGCUCAGGCUCCUGUUUCUGGCUUGCCUUUUAAGGAACAUCAUCUGAAACAGCUUAGAGCUCAAUGCCUUGUGUUUUUAGCUUUCAGAAAUGGUUUGAUGCCGAAGAAACUUCAUCUUGAAAUUGCUCUUGGAAACUUCUUCCCUAAAGAAGAAGGAGCUCGCAAAGAAAUGAUUGAUCAUAAAGGGAAAGAGCUGUCUGUUAAUGAACCGACAACUGGAGUGCUUGAUAACACAAGGGGUGCACUUUCUACAGGGCCUCAAGCAGGAGGAAAUUUUUUAAAAGAUGCCGAUAAUAAUGCAAGCAUGAAGGAAGAUAAAAGUGGUUACCAUGCCAUGCCAUCUGAACAUGCUGAAGAUAGCAGACAGCAUUCAGCUUUAAGAAGGAGAUUGGAGGCUGAAAUGCCAAAGCAAGAAACAUCAGAAUCACAGGCAUCUUCACUCAGAGGUAUACAAUCUGAUUCUAAUUCAAGGAGUAUACCUGUUAGUAUUCAUGAGGAUGAUUCAGGGAACAAUCAUCAACAAAUUGUAUUCACACCAUGCUCCCUUAGUCACGGGAGAAGUAAGACAAUGAAGCAUGAUGUAAGUUUUUGGAAUGGAAAUGGAUGCCAAAUGGAGGCUUCAGGUCUGACACAUGCAUCACAACAACAAAGAAAAGAGAAUUUUGCUAAUCAAUGUCAGAAUGCCGCUGAAAGCAAUGGUCUAGGACAUCGAGAUACCGAUAGUGACUUGCCUAGUGUACCAUUAAGGGAACAGUGGAAACCUAUUUCAGGAAUGGAUGGCCAAAAUAACAUACUAAUGCCGGUGAAGGAUUCUGAUAUAGUACUAAGAAAUGUUUUGCCAGCACAAGAAACUGAUACAGAAGAGGAAGAUGCUCCUGCAAAUGCUGAUAGGCCUCCAUCUCCAAAGUAUACAACAUCAGAAAAAUGGAUAUUGGAUCGACAGAAAAGGAAACUUCUCAAUGAGAAAAUGUGGGCAUUGAAACAGCAGAAAACAGAGCAGAAAAAGAUUGCUGUUUGUUCUGCCAAGCUAAAGGAAAGUGUGAGUUCUUCUGAAGAUAUUUUUGCAAAAACAAAAAGUGUGAUUGAAUUGAAGAAGCUUCAGUUAUUGGAAUUGCAACGUCGUCUUCGGAGUGACAUUUUGAAUGACUUUUUCAAACCAAUAGCACCUGAAAUGGACCGUCUCAAGUCGAUCAAAAAACAUAGAAUUGGAAGGAGAUCAAAACAACUUGAGAGGUAUGAACAGAAAAUGAAGGAAGAGCGACAAAAGAGAAUUCGUGAGAGGCAGAAGGAAUUCUUCAGCGAAGUAGAGGUUCAUAGGGAAAGACUGGAAGAUGUAUUCAAAAUGAAAAGAGAACGCUGGAAAGGUUUCAAUAAGUAUGUGAGGGAAUUCCAUAAGAGGAAGGAACGCAUACAUCGAGAGAAGAUUGAUAGGAUCCAGCGUGAGAAGAUUAAUUUAUUAAAAAUCAAUGACGUUGAGGGGUAUCUUCGGAUGGUCCAGGAUGCCAAAUCAGAUCGUGUAAAACAACUACUUAAAGAGACUGAAAAAUAUCUUCAAAAGCUUGGAACCAAACUGCAGGAAGCAAAGUCAAUUCAGAUCGAUGUAGAUGAGAGCAGAACAGCUACUACUGUGGAGAAAAAUGAGAUUUCAGUUGAGAAUGAAGAUGAAACAGACCAAGCAAAGCAUUACUUGGAAAGCAAUGAGAAAUACUAUAUGAUUGCUCACAGUGUAAAAGAGAAUGUAUUGGAGCAGCCAACCAUUCUUGUGGGUGGGAAAUUAAGAGAAUACCAAAUGAAUGGGCUUAGGUGGCUGGUUUCACUUUACAACAACCAAUUGAAUGGUAUUCUUGCUGACGAAAUGGGCCUUGGUAAAACUGUUCAGGUUAUUUCUCUUAUGUGUUACCUCAUGGAGACUAAAUAUGAUAGAGGACCUUUAGUAGUUGUGCCUUCUUCUGUGCUACGGUGGGAGUCAGAAAUUAGCUUCUCACCAGGCAUCCACAAAAUUGUGUAUUCUGGACCACCAGAGGAGCGGCGUAGGCUAUUUAAGGAACAAAUUGUUCAUCAGAAAUUUAAUGUUCUAUUGACGACAUAUGAGUAUUUGAUGAACAAGCAUGACAAGCCAAAACUGAGCAAAAUACAAUGGCGUUAUAUCAUCAUCGAUGAAGGGCAUCGUAUAAAGAAUGCUUCCUGCAAGUUGAAUGCGGACUUGAAGCACUACAGAAGUAAUCAUAGAUUGCUGUUGACUGGAACUCCGCUGCAGAACAAUCUUGAGGAUGCUUGGGCACUGCUCAACUUCUUGCUGCCAAAUAUUUUUAAUUCUUCAGAGGACUUCUCCCAGUGGUUUAACAAACCUUUUGAGAGUAAUGGCGACAAUUCUCCUGAUGAGGCUUUACUAUCUGAGGAAGAGAAUCUUUUGAUCAUAAAUCGCCUUCAUCAAGUUUUACGUCCAUUUGUCCUUCGGCGAUUGAAGCACAAGGUUGAAAAUCAGUUGCCUGAGAAGAUUGAGAGAUUGAUUAGGUGUGAAGCAUCUGCCUAUCAGAAACUUUUAAUGAAGAGGGUAGAAGAGAAUCUUGGUGCAAUUGGAACAUCAAAGGCCCGAUCGGUGCAUAACUCUGUGAUGGAGCUCCGGAACAUCUGCAAUCACCCCUACCUUAGUCAACUUCAUGUAGAAGAGGUUCAUGACUGGAUACCGAAGCAUUAUCUGCCAACCAUUAUAAGACUUUGUGGGAAGCUUGAGAUGCUAGAUCGCUUAUUGCCCAAACUAAAGGCAACUGAUCAUCGGGUUCUUCUCUUCUCAACAAUGACUAGGCUGCUUGAUGUCAUGGAGGACUAUCUUUACUGGAAGCAAUAUAAGUAUCUACGCUUAGACGGACACACAUCUGGGGAUCGAGGAGCGCUGAUUGAGCAGUUCAAUCAACCUGGUUCUCCAUUUUUUAUAUUUUUACUUAGUAUUCGAGCUGGAGGUGUUGGGGUUAAUCUCCAAGCUGCUGAUACUGUGAUAAUUUUUGACACAGAUUGGAAUCCUCAGGUUGAUCUGCAAGCACAGGCAAGAGCUCAUAGGAUUGGACAAAAGAGAGAUGUUCUUGUUCUUCGACUUGAAACGGUUCAAACUGUAGAGGAACAAGUAAGAGCUUCAGCAGAACACAAACUAGGAGUUGCAAAUCAGAGCAUCACUGCCGGCUUUUUUGAUAAUAAUACCAGUGCAGAAGAUAGAAGAGAAUACUUGGAGUCCCUUCUGCGGGAGUGCAAGAAGGAAGAAGCUUCACCUGUUUUGGGUGAUGAUGCUUUGAAUGAUCUUAUAGCCCGCAGUGAAUCAGAAAUUGAUAUAUUUGAAUCGGUUGACAAAAAAAGGCGAGAAGAAGAGAUGGGGGCGUGGAGGAAGCUGUUUAUAGAGAGUGGGGCUGAAGAUCGUGAGUGCUUACCUCCCUUGCCUUCUCGACUUCUCACUGAUGACGACCUCAAAUUAUUCUAUGAAGCAAUGAAGAUAUCUGAAGCACCACCACAAGUGGUGGCUUCUAAUAGUGGAAUGAAAAGGAAGAGUGAUUACCUUGGGGGCCUUGAUACUCGCCAGUAUGGAAGAGGAAAACGAGCGAGAGAGGUACGAUCCUAUGAAGAGCAAUGGACUGAGGAAGAAUUUGAAAAAAUGUGCCAAGCUGAUUCACCAGGAUCCCCUCAAGUGAAGGAGGAGAUCAUAGAAAGGAAAUUGUCAGCCGUUAUUAGUGACUGUUUCAUGUUGACUGGUGAAACACAGGCACAGAUGCCACAGCAACCAUUGAACCCUAUUGUUCAGCCAGCGGCAGAACCAAGCAAAGAGGUAACUCCACCAUCUAAACGCGGACGUGGUAGGCCAAGAAGAACACCAACUACUACGGAAUUAUUGCCCUCUCCAGGGGCUCUUCUAGCAUCUUCUGGAGUACAACCAAUGAAUGCUAUGCCCAAGACGGAAAAUGUCUCCUGCUCUCAGGUGGUUUCUCUUUCUGAAGGUUUGCAAGAUUUGGCUCCUGAGAACACUUCACUGUCAGUUUCUCUACCUCCUGUUACUCCUGCAGUUCCGCCUACUACUCUUCCGUGCCCUUCCACACCUGUACAAGGAAGGGGCCGAGGUCGUAAGGCACAAUCUGCUGGAGAAGCUCCAAGACGUAGAGGUAAGAGACUGAAUACUGUAGUUGUUCCUUCUCCAACACCGACAGCAAUAGGCAAGCCUGAGUUUGAGACCCUGGUAGAAGGAGCUUCAAGCUCUUUGAGAGCCUGUAAUCCUGAUCCUUCAUCUCAACCUUCAAAUGUGGUAGACAAUACUGAAAAACGGACUCUGGUUUCACAUGUUCCUCUUCUGUCAUCUUCUGCGAUGAGCAAAUCAGACUUGGGAUCUCAAGAAGUCCUCUCUUUGGUUAUGGCUGCUCCAAAUUCCUCAAGUAUACCUACUGAUGCUUUUCCUAGUUCUUUGGUCACUGCUGGUGUUACUCAACAAGAUCCCCUUGCAAGGACUGCUCUUGCUGUUAAUCCAGUCCCAGCUCCUCCUUUUCCUUCUGUUAUUUCUGGUUCACAGUCUACUGCCCUUGCCCAUCCUGCACCAGCGCGAGGCAGAGGACGAGGCCGCAAGGCUCAAAGUGGAGCAGAGGCACCUAGACGCAGAGGAAAGAGACAUAAUCUUCAAACACCUGUUUCUUUUGAAGUAUCAAUUGAUCAGGAUCCAAGAUCAGUUGAACCUCCUGAAAAAAAAUCCAGGGUGUCUGUUGGGAGGAGGCCCACCACGAGAAAUAAGCAGGAGCAUGAUGGUUUGAAACAGGCAAAUGUCUCAGUUCCUUCCCAAAGUAUUACUGAUUCUGUGAUUGGAAAAUUUGAUACUAGGCCAGAAAAUGGAGCUCAAAAACCAACGGACAUUACCCAGUUAGAUGCAUCUAAAAACUUUGUGGAUUCUGUUGGACCCCUUGUUGAUAAUAAGCAGGAUAAUGGAGUUUUGAAACCAGUUAAUAUUGUUCAAACAGUUGCAUCUCAAGGCAGUGCAGAACCUUCUUCCGAUGAAAUGAAUAAAGAUCAUGAGAAUCAAACUCAAGAUAAAACCAAUUCUAUACUGUCAAAUGCAUCUCAAAACAUGAAGUAUCUUCCUAUGGGUGAAGUUUGUGAUGGUAAACCAGAAAGUGAAGCGAGACUGAUAAACAGCUGCAACUCUGAUGCAUCCAGGGUAUUUACUGAUCCUCCCACGAUUAAAGAAAGUAAAGAUGAGACAGAAAGUGAAGGUAGGAGACUUAAAGAUAUCCAAUUGGAUUUAUCUACUGGAUUUGGGGAUUCUUCAGUCGCAAGCAUAAGCCAGUAUAAACAGGGGAAUACAGCUGAGAAAGAGAUGAACAUUAUACAGUCUGAUCCAUGUCAGAGCAGAGAAGAUGGUACCCCAGCCCAAGCUAGUGAGGCGGAGGAUAACAGAACCGAUAAAUCAGCUUGUGAUGUUGAGGCCGAUGCAUCUCAGUUCAUUGCAGAUCCUUCCAGGGGACACAGGCAGGAGAGUGAAGCCGAGGGGCAAGCAAAUACCGGUCAAAUGGUUGCAUCUCAAAGUGUUUUAGAUCCUGCUGGAGUACAAGUUAAUACUAGUGUGCAAACGAAUGAUGCUCCCAUAGUGGAUAAUGUUGUGGAAUUGGAUUCAUCUCAAAAUAUUGCAUAUCCCCAGCUGUUGAGGUCCAGGAUAAUCAGGGAACAGAAGCUCAGAAGGACAUUGAUAUUCAAUUGGAAACUGCUGCUAUACUUUCUGGAUCAGUUCCCAGAAGUUGAGGAUGAGAUGGAAGAGGAGAACAGAACUGAUACAUCAGCUUGUGAUGUUGAGUCUCAUGCAUCUCAGUUCAUUGCAGAUCCUUCCAGGGGACGGGGGCAGGAGAGAGAAGCUGAAGGGCAAACAAAUACUGGUCAAAUGGAUGCAUCUCAAAAUUCACCUCGAAACAUUGCAGAUCCCUUAGAUGUUGAGUUCCAGGAUAAUCAGGGAACUGAAGCUCAGAAAGACACUGAUAUUCAGUCAGAUACUACUGCUAUACUUUUUGGGUCAGUUCCCAUAAUUGAGAGUGCAGGUGAUAGAUGUCGCAGUGAACGUGGGAAGGAAGUUGGGUAUGAGAUGGAAGAGGUGGAGAGCUCCUUUUUGGAUCUACAUCCAACUAUUUCAGCUUCAGUCACCCCAGUUUCUGGUCUUUUGCACAGAUCUGUUGAUCAAGCUAAAACUGAGGAACAGGUUGCAAAAGAUUCUUUUCCGGAUCCAGGCUGUGUGUCAGCUCCGCCAACAAAGGAAAAUGCAGCUCGAGAUAAAAACGUUGCUUUGAAAAAGUCUGAUGAUUUCUGUGCAGAACUUGAAACUAAAAAAGAAGAAAUCGAGGCAGGUGUAAAUGAUUUUCUUGCCUUAAAGCCUGAGGUGGAUGCGAAAAUUCUCUUGCAAGAAAAUUCACAUUCUUUGGUGGUGGUUGAACCGAUUGUUGUAGCCUCAAGCUCUAGUGUGUGCAAUCCUGAAAAUCAAUCAGGUGAGGAGCAUGCAAAAAGUAAGUUUCUGGAUGAUUCCGUUGUUUCAGACCCUGGAUUGACUGAGAAUACAAUUUACUCUGACAAAGGUGCAGACAACCCACUUUUGCUGAUGUCAAGUGAUUCAGACCCUUUGACACUGAAUGAUCAAAGGUGUGAUGUGGUGCAGUUGUUAUGUCUGAAAAUCCAAGUGGAAAGCUUAGUGAUGGAGAAGUUGAGCAAACCUCAGAUUUAUUGGAAGAGGGAACAACUGCUCCUGAUUCUGAGAAUUUUGGAGGAUAUAUCUGAGAUUCAUUCUAAGAAAACAUUCCCAGAAGAGAACAAGAAGCAAGACAAUCUUCUGAGUCAGGAUUCUGUUUCAGUUUUAUUUUCUGCUGAGAAUGUGGCUUCUGUACUGGAUAAUGCUCAAAAUAAGUCACAGGAUAUAUGUCAAAAUGUAGAUGGAAAUGAUCCAGAGAGCAAAGGCUCUGGUUUGGAUGAGGUCAUCGUGUUCAAGCAUGAGUUCACUCGUGCUGGGGAAAUCAAGCAAAAGGAUUCUGCUUUUGAUGGACCCCAAACCUCAGAUUUGUUGAACGAGGCAAUAGCUGCUUCUGAUUCUGGGGCUUUGACAGAGAUAUCUCAUUGUGAUAAAAUUGCCACAGAUCAGUAUGAGAAGCAAGACACUGUUCCGUGUCAGGAUUCGAUUUCAGUUGUAUCUUCUAUUGAGAAUGUGGUUUCUGUUGUGGAUCAAGCUCCAGAAAACUCACAGGACACAUGUCAAAAGGAAGAUGGAAAUGACCUUAAGAGGAAAGCUACUGGUUUGGUUGAGGUUUCUGUAUUAAAGAAUGAGUUGACCAUGACACUGGAAACUUCAUCUCAAACUCUGAGAGCUUCAGAAGUGGCUCCGCCUGAAGUGUCAGAGGUUGAAGCUUGUCCUGGGAAAGCAGAUGCUGAAGGGCUUCAAAGCAGAGGCUGUUUUGUGGAGAGUGCCAAUGCUCCUGUUUCAAUGUAUGGCAUAGCAAAUAACCAAUCUUUGGUUCAAAAUACAUCCCCACCCGUUCAUCUCUUGAAAUUGAAGAACUGCAUCAAUGAUUGUACUGAGCUAAGAGAGGAUUUUGAGGUGAAAAAAUCUUCAAUUACUUGUGAUGGAACAACUGAAGAGAAGUCUGAUUUUCAAGCUAGUGAAGAUUAUGCAACUGAAGUGCUAGAGACCAAGAAUAUGGAGGUUGAACCAGAUGCAAGCCUUGUAUUUGAGACCUUUAAGGGCAUAGAAGAGAGGGUUGUUUCAAAUGCUGAAAUAAAUGUCACCAGUCAUAGUCCCAAUGAAGGAAAAUCUGAAAAUUUGGUUGACUCCAAAAUUAUCGAAGAAAAGCCUGUGAAGGAUAUUGAUAGAGAAGUUACUGAAUUUACCGUGCAGACUAGCAACUUGAAGGAUGAUCUGCCUGAGAUGGCUGAGGUUGAUUGUGAUUCUAGAACAGAUGAUUCAGGAAAACAUGAAAGCCAAGACAGCAUACUAGAAAAGGACUCUGCUACAACUGCUGUGGUAAGUGGUGCUCAAACUUUGGAGGAAAUGACAUCCUCAACUUGUUUAGUGCUCGAGACAAACAGACUUAAUGGUAAUAAUGAGCAAUCUGAAAAUGAGGCAGACUUGCAACAUUUUGAAGAAAUCAUUCCAAUUAAUAUUAGUAAAGAGGUCAGUGUAUCCUCUAUGAAGAGUGUUAAUUUGAUUGAUGCUCUACCAGAGAUGGCUGUGGGUGAAGAUGAUUCUAAACUAGCUGAUUCUGAGAUACUUGCAGCCACUGACCACAUUCUAGAAAAUGUUUCUGUUUCAACACUUGAGGCAACUAGAGUGCAAAAUUUGGAGGAAACAACACCAUCAACCAUUUUAGUGCUUGAGACAGAAGGUUUAGUUGUUCAGCCUCCGAAAAAUAACUGCGAUGAGCAAUCUGACAAAGAUAUUGAAAUGGUAGAUGGAAGUGUCCCUGAUUUAAGCGCAUCUUCCAUUGCAGCAGCCGAGUGUUGUGAAAUUGAUACCAAGUCUGCCACUAAUUUGCUGGAGAAUAUGGUUGAUUCCAUACAGGUGCUGAGGAAGAAGCAUCUCUGCCCUUGGAAAUAGCUAGUCAAGAUGUCACACCUGCUGAAGUGGCUGAGAAGUCCGAGAUUGGAUCUGGUAGAAAUUUUGUAGCUGAAGCACA